GCGCAUCCUCCGGAAUUUGGAUCCCUACGGGACGCCGUGGGCCGUCUCCUCGCGGACCCGACCGACGCCGGGAGCAGUUCCCGCCCGCCCGUACCCUUGCCCGCCGCCCUGCAGCCCCGCCCCGUCCUGGAGGCCCCGCCUCCCGUGAAUCAGCUGAUGUCGCGGACCCGCGGGGCUCCAGCCGGUGCCGGGCGCGGUGCUGCCGGUGGCGCUGAGGUCUUGGGAUGCUAGUUGCAAAGGGAAUGAUUUGGUGAUGGAGUGUUCCCACUGACCGAUGGACUCAAAGAGAAAAAGUUCCACAGAAGCAGAAGGAUCCAAAGAAAGAGGCCUGGUCCAUGUCUGGCCAGCAGGAUCUUUUUUGGUUGCUCCGGAGAGAUUGCCAGGCUGGGGAGGAAAAACGGUUCUGCAAGCAGCCCUUGGUGUGAAGCAUGGAGUUCUUCUGACGGAAGAUGGUGAGGUCUACAGCUUUGGGACCCUUCCCUGGAGAAAUGACUCAGUGGAGAUUUGCCCAAGCAGCCCUGUUCUGGAAAAUGCCCUGGCUGGGCAACGUGUUGUUACUGUGGCGACAGGGAGUUUUCAUAGUGGAGCGGUGACCGAAAGUGGCGUGGUAUACAUGUGGGGGGAAAACUCUGCCGGCCAGUGUGCCGUUGCCAAUCAGCAGUAUGUGCCGGAGCCGAACCCUGUCAGCAUUUGUGAUUCGGAUAGCAGCCCCUUGUUAGCAGUCAGGAUUCUGCAGUUGGCCUGUGGUGAGGAGCACACGCUGGCACUGUCAAUAAGCAGAGAGAUUUGGGCAUGGGGUACGGGCUGCCAGCUGGGUUUCAUCACCACCACCUUCCCGGUUACCAAGCCACAGAAGGUGGAACAUCUGGCCGGGCGUGUGGUGCUACAGGUUGCAUGUGGUGCGUUCCACAGCCUAGCGCUUGUGCAGUGCCUGCCUUCCCAGGACCUGAAGCCGGUCCCAGAAAGAUGCACCCAGUGCAGCCAGCUGCUGAUUACCAUGACUGACAAAGAGGACCAUGUGAUUAUAUCCGACAGUCACUGCUGCCCACUGGGAGUGGCUCUGUCAGAGUCCCAGGCAGAGAGCCAUUCCAGCACUGCCAUCAGCCCCUCCGUGGACACCCUUGACAGUCAGGGAGAAGUAUUCGAGAACACUCCCACAGAACGUGAUGGGCCCAUUGCUGCCGAACUGAAGGAGAAAAGCAUUGAAACCACCAGCGGCAACCUCAACUCCUCCCAAGCAGAAAUGGGAACAGUGGAAGUUUCCUCUGCCGGGAACACUCCAUCACACCCCAACGCCCAGGCUGUGAAUGAAUGCUUGGGGAAACUGUCGGGCCAUUCGGUGAGAGGGGAAUCAGAGAACAGUGAGAAGCCAGUGCCAUCUCAGCCUCUUGUAGAAGAAGCAAUUCCUAAUCUUCACAGCCCACCAACCACAAGCACCUCUGCCCUCAACAGCCUGGUGGUCUCUUGUGCAUCUGCUGUUGGUGUGAGAGUGGCGGCGACCUAUGAAGCUGGGGCCUUGUCUCUUAAGAAAGUGAUGAACUUUUAUAGCACAGCCCCUUGUGAGCCUGGAGUGCAGGCAGGCAGCAGUACACUAGGCCCAGAAGGCCUGAAGGAUAGCAGAGAAGAGCAGGUCAAACAGGAAUCCAUGCAAGGGAAGAAGAGUUCGAGUCUUGUGGAUAUCCGAGAGGAGGAAUCUGAGGGGGGCAGUCGAAGACUCUCCCUCCCUGGUUUGUUGUCACAAGUCUCCCCCAGGCUUUUAAGAAAGGCUGCUCGGGUGAAGACGAGAACUGUGGUUCUGACCCCCACGUACAGCGGAGAAGCAGAUGCCCUCCUACCUUCCCUGCGGACAGAGGUGUGGACCUGGGGGAAAGGGAAGGAAGGGCAGCUGGGCCAUGGCGACGUGCUGCCAAGGCUUCAGCCGCUGUGUGUGAAAUGUCUGGAUGGUAAAGAAGUCAUCCACCUGGAGGCUGGCGAUUACCAUUCUCUCGCUCUAACUGCGAAAUCCCAGGUUUACUCAUGGGGUAGCAAUACCUUUGGUCAACUUGGGCAUUCUGAUUUUCCAACAACAGUUCCUCGUCUUGCAAAGGUGAGCAGUGAACAUGGAGUCUGGAGUGUAGCUGCAGGCCAAGAUUAUUCCCUGUUUUUGGUGGAUACAGAAGACUUCCAGCCUGGGCUAUAUUACAGUGGCCGACAGGACCCUACAGAAGGUGACAACCUUCCAGAGAAUACCAGUGGUACUAAGACUCCAGUACUUCUCUCCUGUAGUAAGCUUGGAUAUGUAAGCAGAGUCAUAGCAGGAAAAGAGAGUUAUAUAGCCUUGGUGGACAAAAACAUCAUGGGGUAUAUAGCCAGUCUUCAUGAGUUGGCUGCUACAGAAAGACGGUUCUAUUCAAGACUAAGUGACAUCAAAUCUCAGAUUCUCAGGCCUCUUCUCAGCUUGGAAAAUUUGGGCAGUGCCAACACAGUUCAGUUGUUGCAGGAGGUGGCAAGCCGAUUCAGUAAGCUGUGUUACUUAAUUGGUCAGCAUGGAGUCUCCCUGAGAAGCUUCCUGCAGGGGAUGAAGGAAGCCAGGAACCUGGUCAUUCUGAAGCAUGCCAGUCUCUUCCUGGACAGUUAUACAGAGUAUUGCACAUCUAUUACAAAUUUCCUGGUUAUGGGAGGAUUCUCGCUUCUUGCCAAACCUGCCAUUGAUUUCCUAAAUAAAAACCAAGAGCUAUUACAAGAUUUAUCUGAAGUAAAUGAUGAAAACAUUCAGUUGAUGGAAAUAUUGAAUACUCUGUUUUUUGUGCCAAUCAGACGACUUCAUAAUUAUGCAAAAGUUUUACUAAAGCUUGCCACUUGUUUUGAAGUGACAUCUCCAGAAUAUCAGAAACUGCAGGACUCCAGUUCUUGUUAUGAGUCUCUUGCUCUCCAUCUCGGCAGGAGAAGGAAGGAAGCAGAAUACACGCUGGGCUUCUGGAAGACCUUCCCGGGAAAGAUGACGGAUUCCUUGAGGAAGCCAGAGCGACGGCUGCUGUGUGAGAGCAGUAACCGAGCCCUGUCUCUGCAACACGCAGGAAGGUUUUCUGUGAAUUGGUUCAUUCUCUUCAAUGAUGCCCUGGUGCAUGCCCAGUUCUCCACGCACCAUGUUUUCCCUCUGGCCACACUGUGGGUGGAGCCACUUUCUGAAGAAGCUGGUGGUGUGAAUGGCAUAAAGAUAACUACACCUGAAGAACAGUUCACUCUCAUUUCAUCAACACCCCAGGAAAAGACAAAGUGGCUGCGGGCGAUCAGCCAAGCUGUGGACCAGGCCUUGAGGGGGACAUCUGAUCUUCCGCCUUAUGGAGGGGGCAGUGGUGUUCAGUGGCAAGAACCGCCCAUUUCACGUAGUGCCAAGUACACGUUCUACAAGGACCCUCGCCUGAAGGAUGCCACUUAUAAUGGACGUUGGCUUUCGGGGAAACCUCAUGGCAGAGGUGUCUUGAAGUGGCCUGAUGGAAAGAUCUAUACUGGCAUGUUCAGGAAUGGCUUGGAAGAUGGGUAUGGUGAGUACAAAAUACCACACAAGGCUCUGAACAAAGAAGACCAUUAUGUGGGUUAUUGGAAAGAAGGAAAAAUGUGUGGUCAAGGAGUCUACAGUUAUGCCUCUGGUGAAGUGUUUGAAGGCUGUUUUCAAGAUAAUAUGCGUCAUGGUCAUGGUCUCCUACGAAGUGGAAAAUUGACUUCCUCUUCUCCUAGUAUGUUCAUUGGCCAGUGGGUGAUGGAUAAGAAAGCCGGAUAUGGUGUCUUUGAUGAUAUCACCAGGGGGGAGAAGUAUAUGGGAAUGUGGCAAGAUGAUGUCUGUCAAGGGAAUGGUGUGGUGGUUACCCAGUUUGGACUAUACUAUGAAGGCAACUUCCAUCUUAAUAAGAUGAUGGGAAAUGGGGUCUUACUUUCUGAAGAUGAUACCAUCUAUGAGGGAGAAUUCUCUGAUGAUUGGACUCUCAAUGGAAAGGGAACCCUGACCAUGCCACAUGGAGAUUACAUUGAAGGUUAUUUUAAUGGAGAAUGGGGAUCUGGGAUCAAAAUCACUGGAACCUAUUUCAAACCUAGUCUUUAUGAGAGUGAUAAAGACAGACCACAAGUAUUCAGGAAACUGGGCAACCUGGCAGUGCAGGCUGAUGAGAAGUGGAAAGCAGUGUUUAAUGAAUGUUGGCACCAGCUGGGCUGUGAGAGUCCUGGACAAGGGGAGGUUUGGAAAGCAUGGGAAAACAUUGCUGUGGCCUUGACCACCAGUCGGCGUCAACAUCGAGACAGUCCUGAAAUACUAAGUCGCUCACAGACGCAGACACUAGAGAGUUUGGAAUUCAUUCCACAGCAUGUUGGCGCCUUCUCCGUGGAGAAAUAUGAGGACAUCAAGAAAUAUUUAAUCAAGGCCUGUGACACUCCUCUGCACCCCCUGGGCAGGCUCGUGGAGACCCUGGUCGCCGUGUACAGAAUGACCUACGUGGGUGUGGGAGCCAACCGCCGGUUAUUGCAAGAGGCUGUGAAAGAGAUCAAGUCCUACCUUAAGCGAAUUUUCCAGCUGGUGAGGUUCUUAUUCCCUGAGCUGCCUGAAGAGGGCAGCACAAUUCCUCUCUCAGCCCCUCUGCCUACUGAACGGAAAUCCUUCUGCACCGGGAGAUCAGACUCCAGACCUGAGUCACCAGAGCCAGGGUACGUGGUCACAAGUUCUGGGUUGGUACUGCCCGUUCUGCUGCCCCGGCUCUACCCGCCACUCUUCAUGCUCUAUGCUUUGGAUAACGACCGCGAGGAAGACAUUUAUUGGGAGUGUGUCCUGCGACUAAACAAGCAGCCAGACAUUGCCCUCCUGGGCUUCCUCGGGGUGCAGAGGAAAUUUUGGCCAGCGACUUUGUCAGUCCUUGGAGAGAGUAAAAAGGUUCUGCCAACCACAAAAGAUGCUUGUUUCGCCUCGGCAGUAGAGUGUCUGCAGCAGAUCAGCACGACAUUCACCCCAUCAGACAAACUCAAGGUCAUCCAGCAGACAUUUGAGGAGAUCUCUCAGAGUGUCCUGGCUUCCCUCCAGGAGGACUUCCUGUGGUCCAUGGAUGACUUGUUCCCUGUUUUCUUGUAUGUGGUGCUGCGGGCCAGGAUCAGGAACUUGGGCUCCGAGGUCCACCUCAUCGAGGACCUGAUGGACCCCUACCUUCAGCAUGGAGAGCAGGGCAUCAUGUUCACCACUCUGAAGGCAUGUUACUACCAGAUCCAGCGUGAGAAGCUUAACUAGGCCACACAACAGCUUGAGAUCCGGAUUAUCCACUGCAGAGUGCUAUAGCACCAUCUGGCAUCUUCUGGCUGUAGCAAAGAACAGUGUGGAACUUGGAAAGGACAUUGUGAUGUUUUGGUUGUCAUUUCUGAGCCUUACUAAUAAUCAGAGCCCACAGCGCAGGGGGCGGGGGAAGAAAAGACUAUAUGGUUUAAAAGGAAGGAUUGAAAAAGAAGGUAGAAGUCCAUUUAAACCAGUCUUUGGCGCGUGUAAGUUCCCAGAAUAUAACGCCACCUGGCAUUUGGAGAAAGCAACAGCAAAUGUCGGCUCCACAGAGUUAGAAGGAAAGUUACCAGCUUCACUUCUUCCAUUAAACAAUUGAUGAGUAUUUUGAGUUCCUGAUUUGCCUGAACCCAUCUGCAGUGACCCCAGAGCCCUUUGCAAGGACCAGCCUAUACUUGAACUCACAGUGGCCACACUCUGCCUUCCUGAAUCCCAACGUGUCAUGUGUGCAUCCUGCUUUGCUGAGGAAGGGGACAGAAGAACUUGUGAACUGCAGUUUUAACUUUUUCUAAGCUUUUCCACAACGGUAUUUAAAUGGAAGAGGGUCUAAGCAACAGCUACCUUCCCAGCCUGACCCCCAACCGUGGAAUGCAUUCAAGUCGUGGGCAUCUGUCUCCUGUGAAAAAGAACAUAGGAAUUGAGGCUUCACUUUCCUCCCUGUGCUACACACAGUGAAUACACUGGAAUCUAAAAACUGAGUGGCAGCUGCCGGGGGAGCUCAGGAGUCCGUGUGCAAGGGCUGCCAUCAGUGGCCUUCCAGCAGGAGCCUGAGGACCUCGCGCCUGCAGGCUGACGAAGCCAGCUCUGGCUACCACAUCUCAAAAGCAUUGCACCUCCACAUUUUAGAGUUUGGCUUUUUUGUGUGUAUUUGUUUUAAACGUGCCCUGUUUUAACUGCUUGGUUUACACUGUACCAGUAACGCCAGUAGCUGUUCCAGAUAACAUAGGUGCUCUCGCUCAGCUCGGCUUGGCUCAGCUAGGCACCACACCGUGCUGAGCGGACACGGGUCCUGAUCUCUGUGAAGUGACUCGGCAGACAUUCAUCAUGUUUGUGAAGGGAUCAUGGUUUCAGCUCUACUUUAUAAUCAAACUAAGUGUUUGUUACACACUGUUUCGGAAUGUAGGCUGUCAUGUAACAGCAGUUUUCAUAAUAAAAAAGAUGUUCAUCUUUA
This is a messenger RNA of Ochotona curzoniae (black-lipped pika), 6458 nucleotides long. Its product is annotated as alsin-like. Gene Ontology annotation, molecular function: guanyl-nucleotide exchange factor activity. The record is from RefSeq and is a predicted model, not a curated record. Bases 275 to 5245 code for a protein of 1656 amino acids. The transcript has 34 exons. Lineage: Eukaryota; Metazoa; Chordata; Mammalia; Lagomorpha; Ochotonidae.